UUGUUUAACAGCGAAACAUUGUUCAACAUUUAUGAUAACUAUUCAGCACUGAAUGCGGCCAACAAUAACAUUGGUUACGACAACAUGACGUCCGGUGCCGGACUACUAGACAAUUAUACAGAAUUAUUAGCCAUUAAUGACAAUAACAACAACAACAGUGCUAUCUAUGGAAAUGAUAGCUCCGGUGAACGGUUAAUACCCGAUGAAGUUUAUCUACAUUUUCUUGAUUCGUCACGUUUUUGGAUACAACGAAUACUUGUGCCGCUUAUUAUGAUUAUCGGUACAAUUGGUAAUACCAUUACGAUAGUCAUAAUGACCCGCAGGCGUAUGCGAUCGUCGACCAACUGGUAUUUGGCAGCACUGGCCAUAUUUGAUAUGCUUUACCUAAUCUUUACGUUUUACCUAUCGUUUCGACACUACGACAACAUUAAGGACUUGAAAUUUUACUACUAUUGGCUUCUCUGGCCGUACGCCGUCAUGAUAUGUGACGGAUCGUCAAACACAUCCAUUUGGUUGACCGUCACGUUUACCAUUGAAAGAUAUAUUGCCGUUUGUUAUCCAAUGAAAGGGAAAGUUAUUUGCACUGAAUCGAGAGCUCGCAAACAAAUUUUCUGUGUAUUUAUUGUAUGUUUUGGAUUUACAAUACCCACACCGUUUGAAUGGGAAAUACUUGAACGGUUUGAAGCCAUAACCAACCAAACAGUCCUACAGGUAAUACCGUCGGCAUUGGGAAGCAAUGAGAUAUACAAAUUGGUCUACUAUUGGCUGACAGUUGUACUAUUCAUAUUCAUACCGUUCCUAUUGUUGACAAUAUUCAAUACAUUUCUCAUACGAUCUGUACAUUUAUCGCGCCGUCAGAGACGGACAAUGACCAGACCUAAUGAACAGGCAAUGAAAGCCACACUAACGUCAAGUUCAUCAACGACAACGGCGCCACCGGCCGACACGUCAUCCAAACAAGAGUCGCGUAUAACCAUAAUGUUAAUAGCAGUGGUCAUACUGUUCCUUAUAUGCCAACUGCCGACAGCCGUUACCCUAAUCUAUACGGCCUUUCACGACAUCGACCUGAACACCAACUCCGGUGUACUCAUACGCGGUUUGGGCAAUAUAUUCAACUUUUUGAUGGCCAUCAAUGCGGCCGGAAAUUUUGUACUCUACUGUUUGCUUAGCAACAAAUAUCGGCGAACAUUCCUCCAGAGUUUCUGUCCCUGUCUUAAGGGUAAAGUUCAGAGACUGCAAAGUGCUUACCAACAGACAAAUGUCUACACAAACUCCACAUCAUUGGCCAAGAAGUCAAUGAAAUCGCAGUCAUCGUUGGACAGAACCCGUACGUUAGUGUCCAAGAGGUUGGUCUCGUACAGGGAGGCCAUCAAUCAACAGUCGUUUGAUAACGUGGUCAUUGAAAAUACUAAACUUAACGGCACUGUUACUAAUGUUAAUAGAAGUAUUGAUAAGUGGUAG
Oppia nitens is the source of this 1461-nucleotide messenger RNA. Its product is annotated as FMRFamide receptor-like. The record is from RefSeq and is a predicted model, not a curated record. The coding region runs from base 85 to 1461 and encodes 458 amino acids. The transcript has 3 exons. Gene Ontology annotation, cellular component: membrane. Lineage: Eukaryota; Metazoa; Arthropoda; Arachnida; Sarcoptiformes; Oppiidae. Gene Ontology annotation, biological process: G protein-coupled receptor signaling pathway. Gene Ontology annotation, molecular function: G protein-coupled receptor activity.